CCCAGCUCGACGCGGCUGCCUCCGCUGUUCGCCGCCGCCCUCCGCGCAUGUGGCUCACUGCCAUCCUCAUCCUCCAAUCGCUCACCAUCGCCCUCGCCCUCGCCGAAUCGCUCGCCCCCGUGUGGGGCUCCGUCUCCCAGGACGGGCUCGGCGCGGUCGCCGCCCAGCUCACGGGCGAGAACCUGCGCUUUGCGGCCAUGUACUGCGUGGGGCUGCUCAACGGCUUGGUGCUCGCUGCGCUGCUCGGCCAGAGACGAGCGCGCCAGCCCGCGCCCGUGAUCUCCGACGUCGUUGUGACGGCCUCGCCGCAGCGCAAGCCGCCGCCGGCCGCCCAGCAGCGCCCGCCGCUUCCAGACGUGCCAGCGUCGCUGCCGCCGCCGCCGCCGCCGCCGAGCACGCCGCGGCACAGCCCGUCCGAGGCCGAUAUCAUCAUGACACUCGACGAGUACGAGCACCUGGCGCGGGAGGAGAAGCAGGGCAAGCCGAGCCGCUCGGCCUCAAGGGCGGUCAAGGGGAGCAGUUCUCGCCGGCAGAGCCUCCGCACGCCCAAGAAGGCGAGCGGCCGCCGCCCUGCUCUUGCUCCGCGUGCGCGUUUUGCGUCGCGGACACGCGUGGAGAAGUUCUCGCCGAAGUAGGGGAAGAGGGGAGCGGCUCCUCACGCUGCCGCGUGAUCGAGGGGGACGCCCGGGCACGUGGCGGGCGGGAGCCCUUUGCACGGCGCGAGCCGUCAGCCGACGUGGCUAAUCUGCGGUGAAAGUCUGGCCUCCCAUCGGGCAUAAGGAGGCCCCCGCUGGUUGUUAUCCUUGGCCGUCCGCGUGCGCGGCGGCAUGACAGGCAUGGCAUGUGGCGCCCCCGGGAGUGGAUCCCUGGCGUCGGUUCAAAAAGGAAAGAAAACCC
Molecule: messenger RNA, 897 nt
Organism: Emiliania huxleyi CCMP1516
Lineage: Eukaryota; Haptophyta; Isochrysidales; Noelaerhabdaceae
Exons: 3
Source: RefSeq, a predicted model, not a curated record